AACUGAGCUGUCCCGGAUUACUUAUAAUUAUUCCAGCUAUGAUUAUGUAUUAAGAACUCCAACCCUGCAGUCAAUAUUUGUCAUAGCACAACACUUGUAAUGGCGGUUGCAGCCGAUUGCCAAUUCGACACGAAUUGGCGCCUGAGUGAACUUGAUCUAUAACUCUAGUACUCAUUGUUCAACAAGUCUUCCUAGGCAACCAUGUCGGACCCGGUCGCUUCGAAGUCUGGCUUCCUAUCCAUGUACAUGAAGAACCAUCCUGAUACAUUAGUUGCAUAUGUCAAAUAUUUCGGGAAAGUUGAGGGCAACGUGCUCACUGCUGAGAUGUCUAGCAUUGACUCUAAGGGUAUGACGCUGGUGUAUAAACUCAAGUCCGGACAAUCGAAUACGACCCGGGUGUCAUUUGACCCACCGCUUUCAGGGUACGAGGAAGUCAAACCCCGGCUUUUGAGUAUGAAGGCAGAGGCCCAGGAGAGCCUUGGUAUGAUCAAAGCUCCACAAAUAACCACAUUCCAGAUUCCUCGCACGGCUGCCAUCGUAGGAAUCCCUUUGUUCGCAUACUUCUAUUUCCUUUCGCCACCACCGCCUGACACUACAUUCCUCUUCAUACCUGUCACCACUAUGAAUGCAUUCUUCUCCCCAGCGCACGCGUUUAGAAAUACCACUGGUCUUGGUCUUUCCUUUCGAACCGCUUGCGCAAUAUUCUGCGCCAUUCAUGGGGCUGAAACGCUUUACACAUGGUCACUUUGUAGGCACUAUGUUAAGGGCGCUAUUGUAACGGCUGCUUAUGUUGCAUGUACGAUGAUAUUCGGAUACCCGAUGUGGGCAGACCUCAAAAGACGCGUUCAACAGAAACGCAUCGAAAGUGUUAUGAAGGUUGAGUGAUCGAACUUGUAUAAACUUGCCUUUCGGGAUGAUUGUAUAUGUUCUUGUAUGAUGACAUCGAUGUACUUUAAUGUUUCUGGCGUUCAACUUGGGCCUGUAGUUGUAACAAUCUGAAUAUUUGUUUUUAGGAUUCAGGAUUCUCAAUGGGCUUCAAUCAACUUCGGCGUAUCGCACUAGAACCUGUGGGGAGAGCUGUCUUCGCAUUCGGGGCUACUCCAAGUAAUUCAUCUGCACUGGUGCCAACCACCAGGAACGU
This is a messenger RNA of Suillus bovinus, 1141 nucleotides long. RefSeq lists its product as uncharacterized. The transcript has 4 exons. Lineage: Eukaryota; Fungi; Basidiomycota; Agaricomycetes; Boletales; Suillaceae. Bases 202 to 885 code for a protein of 227 amino acids. The record is from RefSeq and is a predicted model, not a curated record.